Messenger RNA from Anguilla anguilla (European eel), 4949 nucleotides. Its product is annotated as forkhead box protein O6-like. The record is from RefSeq and is a predicted model, not a curated record. NCBI's taxonomy places the organism in Eukaryota, Metazoa, Chordata, Actinopteri, Anguilliformes, Anguillidae. Bases 563 to 2626 code for a protein of 687 amino acids. Gene Ontology annotation, biological process: regulation of transcription by RNA polymerase II. Gene Ontology annotation, molecular function: RNA polymerase II cis-regulatory region sequence-specific DNA binding; DNA-binding transcription factor activity, RNA polymerase II-specific. Gene Ontology annotation, cellular component: nucleus. The transcript is spliced from 3 exons.
UGUUUUGGCUUGUGUAAUGCACAGUUAAACAUAUACAGGCUAUAUCAAGGUAUCCCGCAUUUAUCAUUCCGCUUUAUUAUUAUGCCUACCGGGAUUGACUUUUUGACCAGUUCAUCGAUUAUCCAACAGACUUUAUUAAAUGCAUCCAUGCUCCAUCCACGUGCAGCCUACAGCUCACUACCGUGAGAGAAUAAAUGCGGAGAGACUAGUAUACAAUAGGCUAUAUUUACUAGAUAUAAACGAGAGAAGCGCAUAUCCAUGGUGCUCCUAAACAACAAAGAGCUGCCGGAGCCGUUUGUCUAAUUUCGUCUGGAAUUCCGGCGCUUCAUUAAAGAUUCAUGCGACCUGAUUUUUAAGAGGGUAGUUGUCCUCGCUGUGGGGGCACCGCACACUAUCUGGAGCGCUCGCGAUGGCACUUCAUGCUCGUGUCGCCGGUGACAAAUCUGCAGACAAGACGGCGAUCUUUGAAAUCUUCUGAUUUCCUAUCCUUUGGUCGAAAAUACAUCUGCAAACGAUCACUGUUGGACCGCUGUCAAAGCUGUCAUCUGUUGCUGCUUGCAGCAUGUUUGAAGGGGAAAUGCUUAAUGCUUCAAAAAGACAUACUGAUGCGCGCCACGCCGGGAUAUGGAAUCACUUGGUAGGACAGAUGCUGAUGAUGGAGCGCGGUGACGAACGGCGGGAGGAGCAGGUUGAAAUCGAUCCGGAUUACGCACCCCAGUGCCGGCCACGCUCCUGUACUUGGCCGCUGCCAUGCCCAGAAGAUUUUAUGGGAGUCGAGGACGGGUACCCUGGUCUCCACUUGUGCUCCAUAAAGGAGGAGUCGGACUAUGUUCCCGCGUGCAGAGUCGAAUGGAGCGGCGGCGUGCCGGCUGAGUCCAAGCAUUCAGCAGUCGCCCUGGCUCCCAGUCCGACGACUCUCUCAAACCUACCCAGGGCCACGGUGAUCGACGUGCAGCUGCGCAAAGCCAAGUCCUCGCGACGGAACGCGUGGGGAAACCAGUCUUACGCGGAUCUUAUCACGCGUGCCAUUGAAAGCGCGCCUGACAGAAGACUCACGCUGUCACAGAUCUACGACUGGAUGGUCCGGUGUGUACCUUAUUUCAAGGAUAAAGGGGACAGCAACAGUUCAGCGGGGUGGAAGAACUCCAUCCGGCACAACCUGUCCCUGCACUCGCGGUUCGUGCGGGUGCAGAACGAGGGCGCGGGAAAGAGCUCCUGGUGGAUGCUCAACCCGGGGGGCGGGAGGACGGGCAAGGCCCUCCGGAGGCGGGCCGUCUCCACGGACGACGGCGCCGGGUGGUGGAGGGGCAAGGGGCGGGGCGGCGGGAAGAGGGCGGGGGGAGGGGCGGGGCCGCAGCCCUCCCCCGAGCGCAGCAGCCCCGGGUCGCGGGGGGGCGGGGUUGGGUGUGGAGGGGGGGCGGGGUUUGACUCCUGGGGCGACGCCCGCUCCCACGACGGCUCCUCGGACUCUGCUCUUGGCGUUCGCCUUUCGCCCAUAACGGCCAAGGAGGAGGAGGAGGAGGAGGAGGAGGAGGAGGAGGCCGAGGGAGAGGGGCUGUCCCGCCCAGCCUCCCCCCCUGCAAACCCCCCUGCUCUGGAGCUGCCCCACCUGGCUGACCUCACUGGAACCGUCAGCCUGGUCGAGGGCUACCCCCAGCUCCCCCUGCCCCCCCAGCAGCUCCCUCAUCACCGGGUCUCCCACUUGUCCUUCAGUCCUGCCUCUGAGAGGCUGCUCUCCCACUGCAGCUCGGUCUACGGCCGGCCCGGCGAGGCCUCGCACCGGCAGCCGCCGCCCCGCCCCCUCCAGACCGUCCUGCCGAGCCCCGACCUCGCCCGCGGCCCCGCGCCGGGAUACUCGGGGGCCGCCGCUCUGCAGACCCUGCUCGCCGGGGGCCCGCCGGACUUCGCCAAAAACCUUCGGCUGGGACGGGACGGGCCCGUUCACUCCCUGGGCACCCUGUCCCAUCCUGGGAUGGGCGCCCACAGUGAAGACCUCGGGGACAACCCCAACCAUUGCGGCGGUCACGACCUUGGCCGUAGCCAUAACCACAACCACAGUCUUGAUCUCGGCUAUAGUCGCGUUCCUGAUCGCGGUCGGAACGGCAGUCACCACGACAACCGCGACCUGAGUCACAAUAACCAUGACCGUGACCUCAGUCAUGACCGUGGUCACCACCGGCAACUGGCUCUCUCUCCUAGGCUUACCUCCGGGCUUCUGCAGUCCUACUGCAGCCUAAAAGCCCACGCUCCCUACAGCUCCCCCUCGAAAGCCCACGCCCUGCCCCCCGCCUCUCCCGCCCAGUCACCCGGCCAUCUUUACCAACCCUAUAACGUCCACCGCCAGCAGCAAGACCACUAUUUCCACGCCCAAGGUUACUACGGCUACCACGCCUAUCACUACCCGAGCCAUCCUUACAAGGAGCUGACCGCCGACUCCAGCCUCGAGUUCCUGCACGGCACCUUGGACCGCGGAGUCGAGCCGUUCUUCCUGAAUGACGCCGUGAGCUCGCAGGACGCGGGCGUCGUCGUUCACCCCUCCCUGCCCCAAGGGCGCGGCCUGGGCCUGGGCCUCGGGGGCCUCACUGGCCCUUACCACGCCGGCGCCCAGGACUGGGUGCCAGGCUGAGACGAGCGGCGAGGUCAGAGAGAUCUUCAGCUGCCGGGCUGGGCCGCUCACUCUAGGCGGGGUCCCCGGUUUGUGGUCUGGGUGUGCCUGAAGCUUAACUGUGAUUGGCUGGUAUAGACAUACGCAAGCAUCUGCCAGUCUCAGGCAGACCUGGGUCAAAUACGUAUUCGAUUUGGAUUCAAAUACUGUUCUACGCUUCACUGAUCUUGUCUGGUGUUUUUGAACCAAUCAAAAAGACCAGAGUGGUUUUUGAACCACUGACAAAAAGUCCAAACCCCGCCUUCUGGUCAUAUUGGCAGGCUCAAUUACACCAGGCAAGAUCAAUAGAGCACAGAAAAGUAUUUGAAUUCAAAACAAAUACGUAUUUGACUCAGGUCUGGUCUCAGGAUACCUUUCUUUCUUGCCCUCUGUUGGAACAGACAGUUUACUCAAUUCUGUGUGCCCUCCAUAGUCUAAAUCAUAUUUCAGUUCUGACCUCCCUAGCUUGUUAUGUUAGCAUAUUCACACCAAGGCAGUCAUUAAAAUUUGGGCGGAUUUAUGAGUAACAAUAUGACAGUAAGAUAAAUCCUGUUUUUCUCAUAAUGAUACAUGGGACCCAGAAGAUGUACAUAUUCAUAAAUACACGUUCAUGAAAUGCCUCUAUAGCUAAAAUAAUGGGGUAGUCAAUGAGCAAAUUUAAAUAAGCUUCAAGCACAUGGAGUAAUUUCAUUCAAAGUUUUAUGCCAUCCAGCUAUUUGGCUUCCUAUGAUUUAGCUAGCUUGCUAGCAAGUAAGCUGUCCUGAUACAUUCCUCAAGUUUUUAACAGACCUGGGUCAAAUACGUAUUUGUUUUGGAUUUAAAUGCUUUUCUGUGCUCUAUUGAUCUUGGCUGGUGUAAUUGAGCCUGCCAAUAUAUCCAGUAGGCGGGGUUUGCACUUUUUAAAAAGUAUUUCAGUGGUUCCAGUACACCAGACAAGAUCAGUAAAGCGAAGAAAAGUAUUUGAAUCCAGAAAAAAUACGCAUUUGACCCAGGUCUAGUUUUUAAAAGUUAAUUCUUUACUCCCAUAUGGUUAUGUUCCUUCACAAUACUGAAAAAGGUAUCUCUUAUGGGCAAACCCUGUGGUUGACUAAUUUACACUGUGUGGUGUGAUGAAAUGCAUUUGAAUUGAAGAGGGUAGUCUACAAGCACAGACUGAAGGAUCUUGAAAGAUUCUGAAAGACAGCCACCCCUCCCCCCCCCAACAUGAUCAUUAAUCCAUUAAAACACCAUAGAAGACCUUAAUUCAUAAGACCUUAAAGGCUUAAUUCACCCCAUUGCUCCAGUUCUCUCCACAUCCCUUCCUAGUACCAGGUAAUUUACUGAACAGAACUAGCAGAAGUCCUCUGUAUGGUCUCAGUACAAAGUCAGCUCAGUCAGCUAAUCUGAACCUCAGGUGAACAUCUGAUUCAGAAAAUCAGACAAUCAGAAUUCCAGUGGGCCGGCCAAUCAAAGGCCCAGCCUCCUCUCCUCUGAUCCACAGGCCUUCAUCUGAUUGGUUCUCAGUUCCUUCUCACCGUUCUUAAAGCGACGUGAACAUUGCUGAGACGGAAGGUGGUAUUCGUGAGUAUCCCUUUCCAGGAAAAGCCCUCCUUUCUCGACCUACGAGGCACACGUGGUGACCCUGCGCUCACCGCUAGGUGAUCUGGCAGGGGGCGGGUGGACUGUCCUGCUGAACGAUCCACGCUGAAGGAAGGAGAGCACCGCUCCAGCUGUUUCUGCUUGCACUGGAUGUAAUGAAGUCAGCAACACUGUGAUUGGAUAAAAACAGAUGUUGGUUGUCGGAGGCUGAUGACGUAAUGAAGUCAGCAGCAUUGUGAUUGGAUAAAACAGAUGUUGGGUGUCGGAAGGUUGAUUCGGUUUCCCGGGAGACGGUGAACUGGCUGAGCGUUUUUUUUCGCACAGCCGUGCGUGGGCCCUCGUCCUCGCUCGGACUGGCAGGUUCUCUCGAAACCCCGGGCCUUGCAUCCGGGCAGCGCUGCAGAGGGCGGCGCGUGGCCGCAGAACGCGCUGGGCGCUCAGACGGAAAGCUUUAUGCGUGUGUAUCCAGUUUAUAUUUCAGGAUGCCAAAGGUGGGAAUUUAGCAUCUUGAGUGAGGGUUAGCCUUUUGUUCCAGGGCUAUGCCAUCCUUGUUAUAAAUGCACAGCCUUCUUAUAUUUUAAUUUGUAAAAUUUAUUUUGUAUAAAAUGUCUAUUGACAAUAUUUAAUGGUUUUCACAGACAUCAAGUCCUUUUUCAAAGAAUGUGUGUCUUAUCUUCUUGUGAAUUAAGUCCAAGUGAAAGUAAAUGUUUUUUUUUCCAAAAACAAA